Molecule: messenger RNA, 2804 nt
Organism: Juglans regia (Persian walnut)
Lineage: Eukaryota; Viridiplantae; Streptophyta; Magnoliopsida; Fagales; Juglandaceae
Product: potassium channel AKT1-like
Exons: 11
Coding region: 76-2757 (893 amino acids)
Biological process (GO): transmembrane transport; potassium ion transport
Cellular component (GO): membrane
Molecular function (GO): protein binding; voltage-gated potassium channel activity
Source: RefSeq, a predicted model, not a curated record
ACUGACAGAUUAUAACUGGUUAUUGGGAACGUCCUCGCCGAUAAACAGAGGCGUGUGUUCUCUCUAUGGUCGGCAAUGGAGGCUUCCAUAAGUAGAGGGGUCUUUCGGGUUUCGAUGUGCGGCCAAGAAGAGAUUGAACAGUUUUCAAGGGAUGGUAGCCAUUACAGUCUCUCUACGGGUAUUCUGCCGUCUCUCGGAGCAAGAAGUACUCGCACAGUCAAGCUCAGGAGUUUCAUUAUAUCGCCAUAUGAUGGCCGUUACAGGAUAUGGGAGAAUUUUCUUGUUGUACUGGUCGUCUAUACCGCUUGGGUAUCGCCAUUUGAAUUUGGAUUCCUUGAAAAAUCAAAGGAACCUCUCUCCAUUAGUGAUAACGUGGUCAAUGGAUUCUUUGCUUUGGAUAUCAUUGUCACGUUCUUUGUAGCGUACCUGGACAAAGCAUCCUACCUACUAGUCGAUGAUCCAAAGAAGAUAGCAUGGAAAUAUACAAGAUCCUGGUUGGUCUUUGAUGUCAUAUCCACAAUCCCUUCAGAGCUUGCUCAGAAGAUCACUCCUUCACCUAUCAGGUCAUAUGGCUUAUUCAACAUGCUUCGCCUUUGGCGUCUCCGAAGAGUUAGUGUCUUGUUUUCCAGAUUGGAAAAAGAUAAGAACUACAACUACUUUUGGGUGCGAUGUGCAAAACUUAUUUGUGUUACCCUUUUUGCGGUUCACUGUGCUGGAUGUUUCUAUUAUUUUCUGGCAGCACGUUAUCAUGACCCCAGGAGGACGUGGAUUGGAGCAUCCAUGAAUAACUUCCUUCAACAGAGCUUGUGGAUCCGCUACGUGACUUCGAUCUACUGGUCCAUCACUACUCUAACGACUGUUGGCUAUGGUGAUUUGCAUCCUGUGAAUACAAGUGAGAUGAUAUUUGACAUCUUCUUUAUGCUUUUCAACCUUGGGUUGACAGCAUAUUUGAUCGGAAAUAUGACAAACUUGGUUGUCCAUGGGACCAGUCGGACCAGAAAAUUUAGGGAUACCAUUCAAGCAGCCUCAAGUUUCGCACAGAGGAACCAACUGCCUGUACGCUUGCAAGAUCAAAUGCUUGCGCAUUUAUGUUUGAAGUUCAGAACAGACUCAGAGGGGCUCCAGCAGCAAGAGACUCUUGAUUCCCUUCCUAAAGCCAUCCACUCAAGCAUUUCUCAUUAUCUUUUCUACAAUCUUAUGGAUAAGGUGUAUUUGUUUCAAGGGGUUUCAAAUGACUUGCUUUUUCAGCUGGUCUCAGAGAUGAAAGCUGAGUAUUUUCCUCCCAAGGAAGAUGUGAUCUUGCAGAAUGAAGCACCGACAGACUUCUAUGUACUUGUCACCGGGGCUGUGGAUCUAAUUGACCAUAAAAAUGGGGAUCAGAUUGUUGGAGAGGCAAAAACUGGUGAUGUCUGUGGAGAGAUUGGGGUACUUUGUUAUAGACCACAGCUAUUUACAGUGCGGACCAAAAGGCUGAGCCAGCUACUACGGCUGAACCGUACCUCAUUCUUAAAUAUCGUCCAGUCAAAUGUUGGAGAUGGGACCAUAAUCAUGAAUAAUCUCCUUCAGCAUUUGAAAGACCUAAACGACCCAAUAAUGUCAGAAGUUUUGGUGGAGACAGAGAACAUUCUAACUCGUGGAAGAAUGGACCUACCUCUUAGUCUAUGCUUUGCAGUUCAAAGGGGAGAUGGCUUGUUGUUGCAUCAGUUGUUGAAACGGGGCCUUGAUCCAAAUGAAUCAGACAACAAUGGAAGGACAGCUCUGCAUAUAGCAGCUUCCAGAGGAAAUGAGAAUUGUGUGCUUCUACUACUUGAUUAUGGAGCUGAUCCUAACAGUAGAGACUCAGAUGGGAGUGUGCCACUAUGGGAAGCAGUUCUGGGUGGUCAUGAACCGGUGAUCAAGCUACUCCUAGACAGUUGUGCAAAUUUACACUGCGGAGACAUUGGUCAAUUUGCAUGCAUUGCUGCUGAGCAAAACAACUUGACCCUGCUCAAGCAAAUUAUCCGUUAUGGAGGAGAAGUCACACAUCCUAGGGCAAACGGAACGGGUACCACAGCUCUUCAUGUUGCAGUUAGUGAAGCCAACACUGAAAUAGUCAAAUUCCUUUUAGAUUAUGGUGCUGAUAUUGACAAGCCAGACUCUGAAGGUUGGACCCCGAGGGCUCUAGCUGACCAGCAAGGACACGAAGACAUUAAAAUCCUUUUCCAAUCUGCUAAAGAGCCUAGAAAUCAUUCUGUCAUUGCGGUUCCUGAGAAGCAGAAUCGUGCUCGUUUCGUUGGGAGGUUCACAAGUGAGCCAACAAUCCGUCCUUUAUCCCUGGAGGGCUCCCUCCAGACUACAACAGAUGGACCAUGGAUCCAGUCCCAGUCCCAGUCCCGUCCAAGGCGCAGGACUAACAAGUUCCACAACUCACUAUUUGGCAUAAUAUCUGCUGCCCAUGCUGGGGAGGAUUGUCAAUUCUCUGUUAACCCGAUGGUAAGUGCUAAGAACUGCAGAGAUGAUCCAGCUAGAGUGACAGUUAGUUGUCCGGAAAAGGGAGAAGCUGGGGGAAAGCUUGUGCUACUUCCAAGGAGUUUUGGGGAGUUGCUUGAGAUUGGUGCUAAGAAAUUUGGGGUCUGGCCGAGUAAAGUCCUAAGCAAAAAUGGUGCUGAAAUUGAUGACAUUGAGGCUAUAAGAGAUGGUGAUCAUCUUAUCUUCGUUGGUUAUGUUGAAACUGAAGAAUCUAAUAGCAAAGUCCCUCGACCUAAUGGGUGUUUGUAGUACUUCUUGUUCAUCUAUACGUGGACUCGUCUCUCUUUUUCUACGAA